AUGGACUAUAUAUUGUCAUCACCAUCAUCAUCAUCAUCAUCAUCAUCAUCAUCAUCAUCAUCAUCAUCAUCAUCAUCAUCAUCAUCAUCAUCAUCAUCCAAAUCAUCAUCAUCAUCAUCAUCAUCAUCAUCAUCAUCAUCAUCAUCAUCAUCAUCAUCAUCAUCAUCAUCAUCAUCAUCAUCAUCAUCAUCAUCAUCAUCAUCAUCAUCAUCAUCAUCAUCAUCAUCAUCAUCAUCAUCAUCAUCAUCAUCAUCAUCAUCAUCAUCAUCAUCAUCAUCAUCAUCAUCAUCAUCAUCAUCAUCAUCAGCAUCAUCAUCAUCAUCAUCAUCAUCAUCAUCAUCAUCAUCAUCAUCAUCAUCAUCAUCAUCAUCAUCAUCAUCUCAUCAUCAUCAUCAUCAUCAUCAUCAUCAUCAUCAUCAUCAUCAUCAUCAUCAUCAUCAUCAUCAUCAUCAUCAUCAUCAUCAUCAUCAUCAUCAUCAUCAUCAUCAUCAUCAUCAUCAAUCAUCAUCAUCAUCAUCAUCAUCAUCAUCAUCAUCAUCAUCAUCAUCAUCAUCAUCAUCAUCAUCAUCAUCACAUCAUCAUCAUCAUCAUCAUCAUCAUCAUCAUCAUCAUCAUCAUCAUCAUCAUCAUCAUCAUCAUCAUCAUCAUCAUCAUCAUCAUCAUCAUCAUCAUCAUCAUCAUCAUCACAUCAUCAUCAUCAUCAUCAUCAUCAUCAUCACACAUCAUCAUCAUCAUCAUCAUCAUCAUCAUCAUCCUCAUCAUCAUCAUCAUCAUCAUCAUCAUCAUCAUCAUCAUCAUCAUCAUCAUCAUCAUCAUCAUCAUCAUCAUCAUCAUCAACAUCAACAUAAUCAUGAACAACAUCAACAUCAUCAACAUGAACAACAUCAUCAUUAA
Molecule: messenger RNA, 894 nt
Organism: Schistosoma curassoni
Lineage: Eukaryota; Metazoa; Platyhelminthes; Trematoda; Strigeidida; Schistosomatidae
Source: the annotation of a GenBank genome assembly